UAAAACAAUCCAGCAGGUUGUUCAAGUUAUUCCUGUUUAUACGAUGUCUUUGCUCGUUUGUGUUACUUUGUAGAGGCAUGGCUAUUGAUUGUAAGAACGUAUUUUGUAUAUAAGGGUUUGUAUGGUCAUACUGUAAGGACACAAAUCUAAGGUACAGUAGCGUCAACACUGCUAAAUAAGUUGGGCUUGUCAGUUUUGGCGCCUUGAUUACUUCGUGGAGGAGAGUGCCUCUGUACUUCCAAGCAGCAAGCAGGGGAGAAGACUGAAAUCGUCUUAAGACCAGUACACACCAAGGAAGAGGAUGGCUCCUGAGAUUCAGGUUGUGGUACGUGCAACCCAAACCUGGCUGCAGUCGUCCCGGCAUGUUCAGGUGCCCUUUGCCUGGCUGGAAGCCUGUGUGGAGUGGCUACAGGAGGAGGCAGGAGGAGCAGGUCGUCUGUCACAGCAGCAAAUCAACCAACAGGCACUGGACCAGUGGCUGUUGACAGAUCUGAGGGACCUGGACUACCCUGUUCUCCCUGAAGGACUCGCUCAACUCCAGAAGACAGAGCUCAGGGGCAUCUUCUGUGUCCAGGUUGACUCAUUACUGGACAUCAGUCAGCCUGCGUAUGGUCAGCUGCAGAAGUGGCGGGGCACAGCAUGUGCCAAUGACGAGGUGUCUGCUAUCACACAGGCCACACAGAGGCCCUGGGAAGCCAGGACAAGCCGCAUGCUACUACUGCAGGUGACAGAUGGAGUCCAGAGCUUGGAAGCCAUGGAGUAUCAGCCUAUACCUGCACUGAGCUCAGCUCUCAGGCCUGGUGUGAAGCUGCAGUUACAAGGGAACAUGGUUUGCAGACUUGGGAUGCUGCUGUUGGGGCCGUCCAACGUCAAGGUCCUGGGUGGUGAGGUGGAAGACUUGGUGGAUAGAAACAAGCAGGAACGAGUGCUGUGUCGGACGCUGGGACUUCCUGAAGAGCAGCAACAGCAGCAACAGGAUGGGGAAGAGGCUCAGCCAUCACACCAAGGCAACCAGGAAUCUGAGGACCUGGAACUAGAUGACCAAGACUUGUUGGCCAGUCUGGAGGCCCAGGAGGAGGUGGAAAGGCCUCCAGUUUGGCCUGUUAGAGACAGCGGCUACAGGACACUCAGCGAGCCCUCCACUCAGUCCUCGAGAAGCUCCUCUGUCAGGAGCCUCAUCUCAUCUGCCUCAUCCAGAAGUGAAGCCUCUACCCGCCCAUACAGCAGUGCUUUGACCCAGAGCAGCAGAGGUGGUUCAGUCCAAGGUUACGGACACAAUGAUGAACAAGAGGAGUCUGACCACAUUGACCACUCAUCUUCUGACCACGUGAUUCAACAAGAGAACACAGAUCACAGCAUGGCAGAUGAAGAUUUUCCUGAUGAAGAUUUUGACGACCUUCCCCUAGAUGAGUUGGACAGUGUGAUUUUUCAGGAUAGCACGGAUGUAACUGCACGGUCCGAUAGUGGUCACAGGAACACGUCACAGAAUCACAACGGAAUAACGGGAAGCGGUUUGGACAGAACAACAAAACCCCAAACCGAUCAGUUCAAGCAGCCCAUUUUGACUGGCUCAGCAUCACGGCUUAGCUCCAGCAACUCCACAUUUCCUUCACAACAGAGAGACAGUCAAAGCUCUAUGAGAGGAACUUCAGGACCUUUAGUUGAAUCGACUUUCAAACCCGUCUUUUCCUCAACAGCUUCAGAGCCAUCACGUGAAAGAAGCCUAAUUAAUGAUGAGAGCGAUUUCAUGGAUGAGGAUAUGGACUGCUUUCUUGAGGAUGUAGACACCUAUGGAGGGCAAACCGGAGAGCCAGAUGUUCACCAAGGACCUAGCAGAGACAGAGAGUAUGCUACAAAUCAAACAGAAACUUCAGGCACCAGUUUUAAAGUGACCUGCAAAUCAUCAAGAAAUGAAGCAGAUACCUUCUCAAUUAAGGAAAGCUCACACAGCAUACCUCAGAGGCAAAGUCACACCUCAAGCUCUGCAGAAUUUCAUAGAUUAUCUGCAAGAAAUGACUCACAGGGUGACAGCACUGACCCCGCUCUCACCUUGACCUCUCCACCAUUUACAUACUUGUGCCUGCUAGAUGAACUGAUCUCUAAACCACACCCGCAUCCCAUAAAGAUCCACGUCAAAGCUUUCAUUGUGACUCUCUUGGGGAAACUUAGCAGCAACAACGGUGUUUGGCGGGUCAGCGCUACAAUAUCUGACGGAAGUGGUUACCUGGACGUGGAGCUGUCAGAUGAGGUUUUGAUAGGCCUGCUGGGUUUCUCUGUGGCAGAGAAAGGUGCUCUAAAGCGCGACCCUGCCAGGAGACAUGAGCUGGAUGCUGGAAUGAGAAGAUGUCAAGAAGAGCUGGUGGACAUGUGUUGUGUUAUGACUAUCGCGGUUGAUCCAGAGGGGAAAAAUGCUGUGGUGACCAAGGCAGACCCUGUCAAUGAGAAAGUAGUCCAGGAGCUAGAGUGGAAGGUGAGAGACAGGAGAAAAUAAACACUGAGAAGAGGUUGAGGGGAAGUGGGUGAUAAUGAGAAAAUUGCAGGAACCGGAGAAGUAUAUUGCCCUUAAGCAGAGAUGAAAAAUUGCAAAUGGGACAAAUCUGAGGCAAAUAUCACAUUUCACAACGGCAGUGCAUGAAAAAUUGUUCCCUUCUGUACUGAAACUAAGGUACUUUUGAUAUUGGUGAUUAACCUGCCCUUCUGCUUCAGACUGGUGGAGCACAAUGUGUGAACUGGUUGUCUGAUAAUCAGCAAGCAGCGUGUUGCAAUGCAUCCCAUCUGCUAUAUGUGACAUUCUGUCAUCUGUCAUUAGUGGAUUUCAUUCAUCUAUUCAGAGAGCUAUUUUCUGCAUAAAAUGCACAACAUCUUUCCAAAGCAAAGUAAACAGAAAUUUAACUAUACUUUAUCUUAAUGGUUGGAUUGAGAACAGGCCAUGAUCGGA
Molecule: messenger RNA, 2938 nt
Organism: Scomber japonicus (chub mackerel)
Lineage: Eukaryota; Metazoa; Chordata; Actinopteri; Scombriformes; Scombridae
Gene: rmi1
Product: RMI1, RecQ mediated genome instability 1, homolog (S. cerevisiae)
Exons: 9
Coding region: 302-2491 (729 amino acids)
Biological process (GO): resolution of meiotic recombination intermediates; double-strand break repair via homologous recombination
Cellular component (GO): nuclear body; RecQ family helicase-topoisomerase III complex
Molecular function (GO): nucleotide binding
Source: RefSeq, a predicted model, not a curated record